AUGUCUGAAUCGAAUAACGGGCUUCUUUUUCCGCCCACCCCGUUACAGAUACAGUCCCAGCGGGAGUGGAUAGACGCGGGAAAUCCAGGCCAUGAACGGAUUUUAUUAGUUCCAGAGAUGGCGAGGAGCGGAAACCAGGUGCACCGGACUUUCACAGACCUUUGUUUUGCGCCGUUCCAGCCGCAAGAAGAGCGCCGCAGUCAGCGCCCGUGGGCGUUGACAGGACCACAAGAUGAUGAGAGCCGGGCCAUACGGGAAGCCUCGCGACUGCGACUGGCAGAACAAAGGCGACAGGAGCGGGAGGCCAUGAGGCAACGCGAGCGGGAGGCUAGGAGACAACGUGAGGAAAUAGCAGAGGGACUGUUGGCAGAACAAAGGCAACAGGGGCGGGAGGCUAUGAGGCAACGCGAGGAAAUAGCAGAGGGGGUGUUGGAGGAGCAAAGGCGACAGGAGCGGGAGGUUACACAGCAGCAGCGAGAGACGAUAAGAUGGAUGAAAGAGGAGGAGCGCCGCCGUCAGCAGACGGAGGCGAUUGGGCAACAGGAAGAAGACCGUCGCCGCCAGCACGAAGAGAGGUGUCUACGGCAGGAAGAAGGCCGGCAUCAGCGGGAAGAGGAGAGGAGACGACAACUGGAAGAGGAACGAGAACGUCAUCCGCGAGCCGAAGAGAUACGACAAUGGCUGGAGAAAGAGCGGAAGAAGCGAGAGGAGGUGGCGCGACGUCGAGAAGAGCUAGCAGAGCAUACGAGCCGGGGCCGUCAACGAGCUCGAAGGGCGAGGCAGGAAGCCAAUUCGUCAUCUCCGGAAUGCUUUCCCGAGCGAGAUGGCGACAAUGUUGUGCCGAUCUGCUUCACCUGUCGCGCUGCCUUCGAUCGACACCGGGUUCCGGGCGUCUGCAUGGGUAGUACGAUGGAUAUCGGAUGUGAGCACCGAUACCCAAAGGAACUCCGAGAUCUCACUCCUUUGGAGGAGAAGCUGAUUUCGCUGAAUACGGCCUACGGGUUCAUCACCAAGUUUAACGUGCAGCGCGGACAGAAGACCGGUCCCACAUAUCGGAAGCACGUUGUGGGCCAUAUCUCGGUCUUCCCCAACGAUGUAGAGUCUUUGGCUGCGACUAUAUUGCCGCAUCCACUUGUCUCGUCGUUGGACCAGGUGCAUGUGAUCUGGACCGGCUUAGAGCGGCCGAGGCCUGUGGACGUGAGCAAACUGCUGAGUGUCCGACCCGGCGCCCUCCUUACAGCGCUGCAUUGGCUGCGGGCAAAUAACCCUCUUUACGCGGACAUUGUAAUCAAUGAGGAGGAGAUGCACAGUUGGUCUUUUGAGAAUGGUAGCCAGGUGCCGUCUUUGGCGUACCAACGAAUGGUGAGAGAGCAAGAGACUGCAGAGGAAGCCAUCCGGACAGCACAGAUCGUGCCGCCGACUGAUCGAGGACAGGAUCUCCCGGUCAAGCUAUCGACGGUUGAGGACAUUAUGACGGAAUUAGCAGAUAGAUGCAAGGAAAGUCCUGCUCCGGCCGAGCCCACGCCUAGCGCAUCCACCGCCAGUUUGGAGGAGGCGACGGCUGAAGAAACGGAGGAGCCGGUGUUUGAGUUACGGUCUUCGGCCAUGUUUCCGAUCGACGACCAGGCCGCCUUCGAAGAGCAAGACAAGCUAGAAUUUAUCAGUCUGGCGCUAGAAGCAGAGCGUGAGUCUGACGACCGCUAUGAGGCUAGGGCCGGCGACGCACCGUCUAUGCAGGUCUAUGGCUCCUCGGAACGGCCGUUCAUCCGGAUAUCGCGCGGUAGUGAGUUUGCCGACGCCUUCUCUCCCGACUAUUUUCCCAAGACAUUCCCUUGUUGCUUUCCAUAUGGGCGUGGCGGACCACGGGUGGCGGAUCGUAACGAAGAGGGAGGCUCAGCAAAUCCGCUACUGCGAGAUAUGACGCUAGAAUCGUGGGCCAAGGUUGUCCUGCAGAGACACGGUGGGCAUUUUGGCCAGCACCCCAUGUUUGGGUUUCUCAUCUUCAACAUCCUUGUAAAGUCUCGAAAUCGACGAAUCGGCCAGGGACGCUUGAAGCGGUCGGCUUUCCGACGCAUUGAGGGAAUCCAUCAAAGGCUAACGCCCGAGCGGUUGAGGGAGGCGCAGAAGGAGAUGUCCGAGACGGGAAAGACGACGGACGGAGACGUUCUUGCACUUAUGAAGGAGCUCUCUCUCUACGGUAGCCGACAUCCAUUAUCAAACGAGAGCCGCCUGUCGAUGCGGAAGAAGAUCUGGUCCAUGAUCGUGGCGUUCGGACUCUCGGCUAUCUGGUUUACGCUCAACCCAAACGACAUUAACAAUCCGGUAAGGCUGAAGCUCGCGGCGUACAGGGGACGGGAUGGCGAGGCUGCCAGAGCCUUUCUCAGCGCACUGUCCACGACGCUGCAGAUGACGACCCUCUCGGUGCACGAUCCUCUGAGCUCGACUCUUUUCUUCUUUCGUGAGAUCUCCCUAUUUUUCGAGCACUACGUUCGCGUCGGACGGCCAUCCAUCUAUGGGAACGUGAGUCACUAUUACGCCACCAUAGAGACCAACGACCGCGGGGCUCUCCACCUGCACGGCCUGCUGUGGCUGGACGGGAACCUGGAUCUGGCGAAUCUCGUCCGCGAUAUGGCCAACCCCGACGAAGCGGUAUACCGGUCCAAGGUGAAGAGCUUCGUGGAUGACGUAUUCACCGCGACCCUGGACGAGGCCCUGGCGCAAGAGGCAACGGAGAGUGGCAAGAAGACCACCGUGGUAGAGCCAGAGCUGAUGCACGACGCAGAGUGGCUAUCGGGGGAGUUUGAGCGUGAAGCCAACUUCGUCGCGUCUCGCUGCCAAGUCCAUCGCCAUACCGCUACGUGUGUGAAAUACUCGUUCAAGGAAGUUCUCAAGUCGGGUCCGGAGAAAUGCAAAGCGCAGCUAUGUCGGUUCCGGGCUCCGUGGAAACUCGUGCCGGAGACUAGCUUUACGGAAGACGGCCUGCUCGAGGUGAAACGGGAUCAUCAGAUGGUCAAUCAGUACAACCAGAGCAUGGCCGUGGGUCUUCGGCAUAAUAUUGACAUAUCACCAAUCCUUACGCGGAAAAAGGGGCUGUCGCUCGUCCACUACAUUGGCAACUACGCCUCGAAGCUCCACGCUCCGCAUGUGGAUGCGAAUCGCUCAUGCAGCGGAGCUGCUGGAGUUGGUUUUGCAGCAGCAAGGGGAGCUAGACGGCUCGGCUGCGCCGUCGGCGAUGAGAGAAGCCACCAAAUCGUUCCUCCUGCGAGUCGCAAAUCGAAUCCACACGAGCAGAGAGCUCUCACAUCCCGAGGUGCUUGGCUAUCUGCUCAGCUUCGAGACCGACUUCACGAACGUCACUGCCUGGAGCUGGAUACAUCUGAAUUCCUUGUACUGGGCCUGACUUUGGCGAUCGCUCGAGGGCAGCUGGGCGCCCGAAUCCGCUCACACGUCCAGAAUAUCGCUCUGCUACGCGUCUCGGCGGACGAUGCCCGUGCUGACCGAAAGAUGCAAGGGCUAGAACAGGAAAACGAAGACGUCGUCGACGGGUUUGGCUUUGAGGACCGGGAGGGGGACGAUGACGGCGUCGGACUGGAUGGUGGGGACAUCGAUCCACAGGCCCACUACGAAGCCUUCUUGAAUGUCCUUUCAGCGGUUCGAGGCAGCGAGAUCAAAGAUAUGACAGCGACUUCGGCGCUGAGGCGCUUGGACCAAGAGGCGAGGGCAGUUGACCCAAGCCAGGACGACAACAAUGCUGCCCAGCGUGGUCGCCAUUUCUAUACCAUGCUACAGGACCUCCAAGACUCGCCGUUCCGCGGCAUGGGACUGCCCAGCCGCGAGGAGAUCGACGCGGUAUUGAAGGUCCAGAAGAAAGAGGACAGCAACGUGACGGCGAAGAUCCAGGGCAGGCAAACGAAUCCGUCUUCUGCGCAUGUCGGCGAGCCACACGGGAGCCCACGGUUGCCCGUUCACGGAUGCGAAAGAUCUCCAGAAGGGGUCGGUCCGGGCGGACAGAUGCGGCUCGAGCUCGGACGUUAUGCAACAUACGUCGAUGUGGCCUUGGGCCUCACAAGGCACUGGACCCUGAAUAAGCUCCAGUCGAUGGCAGUCUUGCUACCGGCGGCGUUUCUUGACGAGCGCGGCACACGGCUGCAGGAAGAAGGGGGUCGGCAGCAUUUCCAAUACAUCGGCGGCGAGGGCGGCACCGGCAAGUCUCGCGUCAUACACGCCAUCAAGGACAUGUUCCGGCUGAAGGACGGUCUCCACACGCUGCUCCUGACGGGCGCCAGCGGUAACGCGGCCGCGCUUAUCGGCGGAGUGACGCUGCACUCGGCGGCGAACAUUGCGUUUGAGGGCAGGGCAGCGACAGCAAAGAACGUCUCAGAAGAAGAGAAGCUGCGGUGGAAAAACAUGAUCAUGCUGGUUAUCGACGAGAUCAGCCAGGUGGGCGGUCUCACGCUCGCGGCGGUGGACAGCCGCCUGAAGCAGUACAGAGACGACCACCAUCGACCGUUCGGCGGGAUCCCAAUGGUCAUGUUCUUUGGUGACUUCUUCCAGUUCGACCCCGUCCUGCAGACCAGCCUCCUCUUGCCAACGCCUAGGGACCCCGGUGGACAGAGACCGGACAGCUCGGCAAAGCACUUAGCAGCGCAUAAGCUGUUCCUCCAGUUCGCGAACGUCGUCAUCCUCCGCGAACAGGUCCGCGCGGCCGGCUGUGCAAGGCUGCGGGGCUUCCUCCGGCGCCUGCGCAGUGGGGAGCAGACCGAGCUGGACUUCCAGCGGCUGAGCCAACGCGUCUAUACACCGUCGUGCGAGUCCUCCUUCGUAGACGGCCUGAGAGCCAUCACGCCUCUGAACCAAGACCGGUGGGACCUGAACAUGGCGGCCGUCGUCCAGUGGGCUCGUGCCCACGGUAAGCACAUCUCAGUCUUUGCGGCCAAGCACGAUACUGAGUCGGGGAAGCGAUUGAGUGCGGGGGACCUAUGCCACGUGCUCCGCUACGGAGACGACUCGCAGCUGCCGACCCCCGGCCUGUUCUUCUACGCCCAAGGGAUGCCGGUAGUGGUGACUCGGAACCAGUUUGUCGGGCUAAAGGUCGUCAACGGGGCGCCUUUCAAGGCCGUCGACAUCUUUCCCGACCUCGCCGCCGGCACCAUCGCCCUCGCCAGCGAUGUGACUCUUCAUCUUGGACCGCCGGUGGCCGUCCUCCUCGAGUCAGACGACAGCGCGGGCCUCGCCAUCCCCGGGCUCCCCAAUGGCACCAUUUUAAUCAAGAGCAAGACGGUCGCCAUCCCGAGCCAAAUGCGGGGCAAGGAAGGCAGAUGGAGGGGCAAGCCAGGUUUCAGGUGGGUCACCCACCGAACGGGGCCUCUUUGCACCCCGGCCUUCGCCAUGACAGAUCAGAAGAGCCAGGGCAAGCAGUUCUCCAACGUCCUCGUCAACCUCAAAGGCGUCCACUCCAGCGGUACGGUGACUCGACCCAGCUUCAUGAGCUUGUACGUGCAGCUGUCGAGGGCGCAGAGCUGGGACGGGCUGCAUCUGUUUCGGAAACCGGGGCGUGGCGACUUUAUUGAGCCCAAGAAUGUGCUCGACAAAGACAUGAGGGAGGCCAUCCUCAAGCUGGAACGACGGGGUGAGGAGACCAGACGGCGGUUCGAGCAAGACCACAGGCACGAGUCGUGGUUUCAAGAAUGGGCUGCCAUGCCUGAAUCUGGCCAGGGUACUGAAACCGAUGACGUAGAGGACGCGGCGCUCUGGCGAGACCCUGGGGUUUCCGAGCUCAGAUCGUAG
This is a messenger RNA of Chaetomium globosum CBS 148.51, 5787 nucleotides long. RefSeq lists its product as uncharacterized. The transcript has 3 exons. The coding region runs from base 1 to 5787 and encodes 1928 amino acids. Gene Ontology annotation, molecular function: DNA helicase activity. NCBI's taxonomy places the organism in Eukaryota, Fungi, Ascomycota, Sordariomycetes, Sordariales, Chaetomiaceae. The record is from RefSeq and is a predicted model, not a curated record. Gene Ontology annotation, biological process: telomere maintenance; DNA repair.